CGCUCUCUCCGGUGCUAUAUACGGGCUCGACCCACCUGUUCGUUCCACUUUCGAUCUUUCAGUUCUCUAACUCUCGAGCGUUUCCUCUGCCAUUCUCUGUACGUUGUCUUCUACUUUGAACUCGGCAGCCGGAUGUCGAGGCGGGGCGGGGGCGGCCGCCGGGGAGGCGGCGAUUACUACAGGGAGGCGCAGCCCGGAGCUCCGUCCUCCGGACAGCGAGGAGGAGGCCGGAGCGGUAGAGGCGGAGGAGGCAGAGGACGGGGCGGCGGCGGAGGCGGCCGUGGUGGCUAUGGAGAAGGGUACGCUCCGCCGCCCCGAGCGCAGGAGGAGCGCCGGAGGCCGACUGAUCCUCCGCCGUCAUCUGUGUCCGCGACCGUUUCCUCCUCGUCCUUGAGUCAGGACGUGGAUCGGCAGCUUUCACUUAGGGAACCGGAGGAGGCCGGAACAUCUUGUGCGACUUCGCCGCCGCCGCCGCCUGCAUCGUCGUUGUCGUCGUCGUCGGCGGGGACUCCUCCGGCGUCGAGCAAGGCGCUGCGGCAUCCACCUAGGCCGGGGUUCGGCCUGGUUGGGAGGAGGUGCGUCGUGAAGGCGAACCACUUCCUCGUGGAAGUGGCGGACAAGGACUUGUGUCAUUAUGAUGUUUCAAUCAACCCAGAAUCGAUAUCCAAGACUAGCAAUAGAAACGUAAUCAGCGAGCUUGUGACGUUGUAUAAGGACUCCCACUUAGGCAGGCGGAUGCCUGUUUACGAUGGAAGGAAAAGCUUGUACACUGCUGGCCCUCUGCCAUUUACGUCCAAGAAUUUCGUGGUAAAAUUGCCCGACAUCGGUCGAGACGGCAGUGUUAGGGGAGAGAAGGAAUACAAUGUGACGAUUAGGUUGGCUGGGCGGCCUGAUCUCCACCAUCUCCAAGAGUUCUUACGUGGGAGGCAGAUGGAUGCCCCUCAAGAAACUAUUCAAGUUCUUGACGUGGUUCUGAGGGAAUCACCUUCGACAAACUAUACUGGUGUGUCAAGGUCAUUCUUUUCUCCCCGGUUUGGGGAUCCAAAGGAUAUCGGGGAUGGCAUAGAAUUUUGGAGGGGUUACUACCAAAGUCUUCGGCCCACGCAGAUGGGAUCUUCUCUGAACGUUGACAUCUCUGCAACAACGUUUUAUAAGUCUGCACCUGUCGUUGACUUCGUUUUUGAGUAUCUCAACCUUCGUGAUGGCGCAAGGCCCUUAUCUAACUCAGACCGCAUUAAGAUAAAGAAAGUCCUAAGAGGGCUAAAAGUUGAGGCCACUCACAGGAGAGAAUUAAGGAUACGCUAUAGGAUCACAGGGAUAACCUCGAUGCCGAUGAGUCAAUUGACGUUUGAUGCUGGAGAAGGGUCAGCAAAUAUUUCUGUUGUCCAAUAUUUUAGACAACGGUAUAACUGCUUUCUCAAGCAUGUUAAUUGGCCCUGUCUUCAAGCUGGCAGUGAUAGUAGGCCAAUCUACUUGCCAAUGGAGGUGUGCACCAUUAUGGAAGGUCAGAGGUACGGAAAGAAGCUGACUGAACGGCAAGUAACUGAAAUGUUGAGAUUUACAUGCAAACGCCCUCAAGACAGGGAGAAGAAUAUCCUGGAGGUGGUGACUCAAAACAAUUACAAUGGUGAUAAGUAUGCAAAAGAGUUUGGAAUCAAGGUUAGAAAUCAGCUUGCUGCAGUUGAUGCCCGGAUCUUGCCUCCUCCAAAGCUAAAAUAUCAUGACUCCGGGAGAGAGAAGCUGUGUAGUCCUGCUGUUGGUCAGUGGAACAUGAUCAACAAGAAAAUGGUUAAUGGUGGAACUAUAGAGUACUGGACAUGUUUGAAUUUUUCACGUCUUCGCCCAAAUGAUGUCUUUCAGUUUUGCAAUGAUCUGGUUGGGAUGUGUAAUGACAAAGGGAUGGUAUUCAAUCCAGAACCAUUUACUGGCAUCCAGUCUGCCCGGCCCGAUAAUAUGGAAACUGCUCUAAGAGAUGUCCAUUAUCAAUCUACAGAAAGACUAUCUUGCCGGGGGAAACAUAUCCAGUUGCUGAUUGUUGUUCUGCCUGACAUCAGUGGCUAUUAUGGAAAAAUCAAGCGGGUAUGUGAUACUGAGCUUGGCAUUGUAUCACAAUGCUGCUUACCAAGGCAUGUAUCUAGGGGAAACAAGCAGUAUCUUGAAAAUGUUGCUUUGAAAAUCAAUGUUAAGGCUGGUGGGCGCAACACGGUUCUUGAUGAUGCCCUUCAUAAUAACAUUCCCUUUGUAACAGACCAGCCAACAAUUAUAUAUGGUGCUGACGUGACACAUCCAGCUCCAGGAGAAGAUUCUCCUUCAAUUGCAGCAGUAGUUGCUUCUAUGGACUGGCCAGAGGUCACAAAGUACAGAGGUCUAGUCUCUGCCCAAGAGCAUAGAAAGGAGAUGAUACAGGAUCUUUAUACGGUAAAACAGGAUCCACAAAAGGGUUAUGUACAUGGUGGCAUGAUAAGGGAGUUAUUGCUUUCUUUCUAUAGAGCGGUGAAUCGGAAGCCAUAUAGAAUUAUAUUCUACAGGGAUGGUGUCAGUGAAAGUCAAUUUGCCGAUGUAUUGCUUCAUGAGAUGGAUGCAAUACGGAAGGCUUGUGCCUCUUUAGAGGAAGGCUACCUGCCUCCUGUCACGUUUAUUGUGGUACAGAAGAGGCAUCACACUCGCCUGUUUCCUCAAGUCCAUGGGGAUCGAAAUUCAACGGACAGAAGCGGAAACAUAUUACCAGGAACUGUGGUGGACACAAAGAUUUGUCACCCGACAGAGUUUGACUUCUAUCUCUGUAGCCAUGCUGGCAUACAGGGGACCAGCAGACCAACACAUUAUCAUGUACUGGUGGAUGAGAAUCGUUUUUCUGCCGAUAGAUUGCAGAUGUUAACUAAUAAUCUUUGUUAUACGUACGCUCGCUGCACUCGUUCUGUUUCAGUCGUUCCCCCUGCAUAUUAUGCACAUUUGGCUGCUUUUCGUGCUCGGUACUAUGUGGAAGCUGAUCCCUCCGAUGGAGGAUCGACGUCAGUAGGAGGGUCCAGGACUAGGGAUACGUCUUCUGUGGUGCGCCAGCUGCCGCAGAUCAAGGACAACGUUAAAGAUGUUAUGUUUUUUUGUUAAAAAUGGUACCCUUUUUUUUUGGGUCGAAAGGCAUUGUUGGCCAAAUCUUUUUGGGGAUGGUUUCCAUUCAAAUGACAGGGAUCAGUUAUUCGUACAGUUAAGUUGACAGGGUUCAGUUAUUCGUACAGUUAAGUUAACAAAGUUUACUUCUUUAAGUCGACUUCUCCCCGUGUCAAAUUCCUUGCAUUUAAAUUGUUUUUGAGGGGGUUUAUUCUUCUGAAUCUAUUAGACAGUCGAUUCGGAUGUGGUUGCUGAAUUCUGUUGCGUCAUCCAAGAAACUUUUGGAUGCUGAGAGAAUGAUUCCUUUUUGUUUAUUA
Phoenix dactylifera (date palm) is the source of this 3425-nucleotide messenger RNA. RefSeq names its product protein argonaute MEL1-like. Gene Ontology annotation, molecular function: protein binding; RNA binding. Lineage: Eukaryota; Viridiplantae; Streptophyta; Magnoliopsida; Arecales; Arecaceae. The record is from RefSeq and is a predicted model, not a curated record.